AUGAAUCGCUUUUUGACCAGGAAGAAGAAAGAUGGGAGAAAAGGACAAGGCCAGGCGCAGCCUGAGCUUGACCUAACUUCGGCGCUCCCAUCGAAGGACGACUUCCGGACUAGCCUGAUUAUGCCCAACCUGUCGGCUCGUUUUAGCAUGCUCCGGGAGCAGGACGAUCCAACCUCAAAGUUAGGCAAGGCUAGCGACGACAGCGUACUACAGCCGAGGAGACAGUCGAGACUCGUGGAAUUCGGAUAUGCGCCCACAGGACUCUCCGAUAUUGCGGAGGAUUCGUCAACCAAGGGCUCUGUCAGGCCACCAUUUGCUUCUGCACGACAAGGUUCUCUCGAUAGCUACGGGACGGAUGAGGAUGCUGCGGCAGGCGGGAGCAUAAUGAACAGGGCAAGGCCAGGAGAAACCAACGUCCUAUUCGGAGGGCGGCAGAAGAUAUACAAAAUUCCAGUGGGCGCAUCGCCACCGACGAAUAUCCUUGGAAACGUUUCGACACGGGCAAUGGGCGGCAGAGCUCUCUACGAGGACGAUGUGAGCGUUUCUGCAUUUCAACAGCUCAAGCGCGAGGAGCGCGAAGCAGCAGAAGCAGCAAGAAAUCUACAGGCCCGGAGCGAGACCAAAGACCAGGAACUCGAGGGUUCAAAGGAAGAUAAUCCGUCACAUGCGUCUUCACUGUCAGAAUGUCAUCAAAAGCGGCAGACAUCAUCGUCAACAACAUCCGGACAGUCACUCGCUCGCUCUUCCUCGACCGCUGCAACAUCAAUCGCUUCUCAAGAAGCCACUACAGUACCCGCGCCUUAUUCUUCCGUUCCAUCGGAUCCAGCGACGGCUGCAUUAGAUCGGUCCAACACCAAAGCAAGGAGACUCUACGAACACGGACUCGAUCGCGACAUGCAUGAUCAACAGCACUCGGCUUUGAACCGAUUAAACUCCAUCCAAGGCCAGCGCACAAUGAACCGCAAGCCGAUCCCACCGCACCUUGGUCAAGUCAAGAGCACUUCGAAUCUUCAAGAUCGCUUCAACCGGCAGCCCACUGCUUUCAGAGCUGGUAGCCCACCGCCUUCUGCGCCGCUCAGCAACAUCGCCACGUUCGGGAUUGCGAAAGAAUCCCACUCUUCCAGCUCAAGCCCUUCGCAAAGUUAUCCUACGUCUCCGCCGUUGAGCCCAUUGGGUCCUGCACCGGAGGCAGACACCCUAUCAGCUGCUAUCGAUCCCAACGAUCGAGGUAAAGCUACAGCCAUGGGCGCCUUCAACAAGCCGCAGGCCAAGUUUGAUGAGCAACAGUACCUACAGCGGCAACUACAGAUGCAACAAGGUAGGGACACACCGCCGCCGCUCAGAAAAUUGUCGCCGCGCAGAAAAUCACCGCCACCCAGAAAGUCACCGCCACGUGGGAAGUCACCGGCGCGACCCGUGCAAGAGAUACGGGCAGACUUCGAACGGCGGCGCGCAGAAGCCAACGCUGUUGGCCGGUCGCGGACACCCUCGCUGAGCCAGAAGCCAGCGCCCACCGCUUUCUCCGUGUUUCACAAUGCGAUGAGCCAACUGAAGACAGCAACACUGAACGGCUCAAACGAAAAACAAGAACAGGAUUCACCUGGCCCCCGACAGACUUUCUUCGCUUCCGGUGCUGAAAGUGAUAGCGAGGAGGAGAAUGACCAACCUGCGCCAGAAGCAUGGCCACUUGUGGGAGGCACCUCGCCAAACUAUUCACCCGACGUGGUCGCGCCAUCCGAUCCUGUUCCGCCACCCGUGGCAGAUCACCCAGCGUUCCGGUCUCAGGAAUCAGAGAGUCAAGUGAACAGCAUGCCCAAAGUCGACGUGCUGUACCCGGAGCAAGACAGCGAACAAGCCGGUCGUAAACCAUCCAUCGUAAAAUCUGAUGCGACAGAUGUAGAUUCUCCAACCCUCGGACCUACCAAUGGUGGGCUCAGUGGCUUAGUUCGUCAACAUCUUCGAAACACGAGCAACCAGUCAUCGCUCUACAACGUCCUACCUGCCCCCCUCACAGCCGCUGACCCUAAUGUCCUACAGCCACGUGACACCAACACUAGGCUACGGGGUCCAGUCGACUCCGAAACGGACACUGAGGCACACUCCACCUACAGUCGUUCCAAUCCCUUUGACUUGGAAGAUCUUGACGGCUCGUACGGAGAAGCUGAGAGUUUCAGUUCCGCAAGUCCAGUCGACAGCGCUAAAGAAAAGAAACGACCGCUCAAUGUUCAAUCGAAAGGCGCUGGUUCCGAGCAGCAAGCGACUAGCACGACAUCAUGGGAGCAGGAGUUGCGCAAGACACACAACAGAGAUGGCAGCACGGAGACCCAGCAAGAACGCGAGGCUUUCGCCCAUGAACUCGCCAUGAGGCAAAAGGCUAUCCAGGAAAGCUUGCGCAACAAAGUGGACAACGAGGUCCGAUCGGAGAGUCCGGCUCCCGGCGUGUCAAGUACUCUGAAGGCAUGGGGCGGAUUACUGAAAACUAAGCCUAGUGGGGAUUUCGUAGCGGCCCGACAAACAGAGACGCCAGCGAAGGCGCUCAAGAUGCUCGGCCUAGGCUCAGCUUCGACUAACACCAGCAGCGUUUCUUUAGUGGGAUUGACCGGGAGGUCCAACAGCAAUGAGGACCCGCGCCUAGAUGAGGAGCGCAACGUUCAAGACCCGUCUAAGGGGCCAUUGGCACGUUUCAGAACUCGAAGAGUGCCACAGCAGAGUGAGCAGGACGCCCAGAGAGAGCUCGAACAGCAAGCACAACGUGGCUGCAGCACCGAGCGCAGUAGCAACCCGAACGGUGGUUCAACACCAGCUUCAAGUCAGGGAUCGCUGCGAAACCGAUCCAGCUCAGAGGUUUCUUCUGGGCGCUCAAGAAGUCGUACUGGACGCUAUCGGGACGACUUGGAGAAAGCCAUGGUAGAAGGCACCGGAUCGAAGUCGGGCUCUCAUCCAGAUAUCUCGCCUGUUCUGCCCUCCGCCUACGCCAGCUCCCCUCGUAUGUCUCACGAAGCCGCGAUCCAGCAUCAGCACCCUGGGUUCUCCCAGCGGUCUCGCGCGAGGAGUACUAGCCGACCGCCUGCUCCUAGUUACUUCGAUCCGAAAUCGCUGCAUCCAGGUCACUCGGCUCUUUACAGCCCACUUGUUGGUUCGUCAGCCACACCUUCCCCUGGUGUCUCGCCUCGUCCGUCACCUGGACUUUAUAGUUCCAAUGCUACUUCCAUCCGACCGUCACCGAUUCCCUCACCUUACUCCGUCAAUAUCACGCCGCCGAUAUCUGCAGCGUCUACACCCACAGCAUCAAAUUUCAACGCCGCCACCAUCAUUCCUUCUCACCGAGUACCUACUGCUCGAAAACGUUCCAUCCAGAAGUCCGCCAUCUCUGAACCAUGCUUCAUUUCCUCCACCUCCGUAGUCGACACCGUCGACCUUCCGCCCGGUGCGUCACUCAAGAACGGCCAGGAUGACUCACCACCAGUCCCGCCCAUCAACCCUCGCCGGCGGCGCUUCGGUUUCGGACGCUCACACGCAGAGCCGCAGGAUAUCUCACCGCCGCGAGUAAGCAUGGGAGCAGCACGCGCGUUCUCCUCAGACGCAGAGGAUGGCAAGUUCAACCCAAAGCCGAAACUCAGGAAGUCUUCAAGCGAGGGGAGGAAUCUAAGGCAACAGGACGUCUUCGCUCCAAGCGCCCCCAUGCCACCGCGGCCGGCCGUUGCUGAUGGUGCUAUGUUCUGA
Molecule: messenger RNA, 3723 nt
Organism: Coniosporium apollinis CBS 100218
Lineage: Eukaryota; Fungi; Ascomycota; Dothideomycetes
Exons: 1
Coding region: 1-3723 (1240 amino acids)
Source: RefSeq, a predicted model, not a curated record